This is a messenger RNA of Paramecium octaurelia, 505 nucleotides long. NCBI's taxonomy places the organism in Eukaryota, Ciliophora, Oligohymenophorea, Peniculida, Parameciidae. The record is from the annotation of a GenBank genome assembly.
CUUUGCUUCAAAAGAUGAGUGAAAAGAAAUUUUAAGAUUUAACAGAUAAAAGGCAAAGCCUUGAAAAUGAACUCAAGAUUUUAGAAAAGCAGAUUUUUGAUUUGGAAACCAAAUAUUUGGAAGAAACAGCUGCCACAGGAAAUGUAAUAAAAGGAUGGGAAGGUUAUACGACGAUAAAAAGUGGAAAACUCAAUGGGAAUGUUCAAAGAAAGUCUAAAGCCAAUGCGAAUGAUCGUAUUUUCUCUUAAAGCAGCAAAACAUCUCCAUUUGUAAAAUUUAUAUUAAAGUGAGUAUUAAAUUACAGAAACUGUGGCAGAGGAGCCAAAAAGUCCAAAAAGCCCAUAAUUUAGGCCAAGAAGAAUGAAGAAAAAGAAGCAUUAUGGAUAUAAAAAGGAGUACUAUUAAGAAUUAUGCUAGUGACGUUGUAGAGAAUUCUUAGGGUAGUUCUUCAGAGGAUUUUUAAUAGGAUUAAAUAAAAAAAGUCAAAGGAUCAAAGAAAAUAUGA